AUGCUAGAGCUAGUCCGUCAAAAGAGUUUCCAGGACGACUUGUCGGGCGGUGGUCCGGAGAACGUAUUCGAAGAUCAGUGGUUCUACGUCAAGCUUAAAGAGCGAGGAGCAAAACUCCCUGAUGUGGAUGUUGCGAAGACCUUCUCGGUCGAAACAAUAUACUACGAGAAACCCUUUGGCUACCACCAGCCGAUGAGGUGGCAGGAAGCUCGCAUGGAUGACAUCAAGCAGUGGUGUCCGGAAGUGGGAAUGCUGAUUGGAAGGCGGUUCUCUUAA
Messenger RNA from Phaeoacremonium minimum UCRPA7, 276 nucleotides. RefSeq lists its product as hypothetical. The transcript has a single exon. The coding region runs from base 1 to 276 and encodes 91 amino acids. Lineage: Eukaryota; Fungi; Ascomycota; Sordariomycetes; Togniniales; Togniniaceae. The record is from RefSeq and is a predicted model, not a curated record.